Messenger RNA from Rotaria sp. Silwood2, 363 nucleotides. The record is from the annotation of a GenBank genome assembly. NCBI's taxonomy places the organism in Eukaryota, Metazoa, Rotifera, Eurotatoria, Philodinida, Philodinidae.
AUGUUAUCGACGGGUGUUUUAUCUCAACAAGGUAUAUUUGAACCUUAUACAUUUACUGAAAAUAGUUGUACAGGUAGUUAUAAAUGGACAACCUGGUUUGAUACAAAUGAUCCGAAUAUGGCACAAGGUGAUGUUGAAAUAACAAAUCAUAUUCAAAAAUUUUUUCCUAAUUUUAUGUGUUUAUUCCCAAUUGCUAUUGAAGCUCAAACUUCAUUUGAUGGAAGUCCAGCAAGUACUGGAGACGUAUUUCGCAUAACUGUCAAAGAUGGAUUUUUAUGUUUAAAUCAACAAGUUAUUAAUUAUAAAAACAAAAUGUGCCAGGAUUACAAAGUUCGUUAUUGUUGUCCAGCUAAUACUGUUUAG